This is a messenger RNA of Aspergillus tanneri, 1005 nucleotides long. RefSeq names its product aldose epimerase family protein. NCBI's taxonomy places the organism in Eukaryota, Fungi, Ascomycota, Eurotiomycetes, Eurotiales, Aspergillaceae. The coding region runs from base 1 to 1005 and encodes 334 amino acids. The transcript is spliced from 2 exons. The record is from RefSeq and is a predicted model, not a curated record. Gene Ontology annotation, molecular function: aldose 1-epimerase activity; carbohydrate binding. Gene Ontology annotation, biological process: glucose metabolic process; beta-D-galactose catabolic process via UDP-galactose, Leloir pathway.
AUGGCCAAGGAAUCCUCGGUCAAGUUCACCUCGUUAGGGGCGAUCAUCCAGGACCUCACCAUAGACGGUCAGAACAUCGUCCUGGGAUUCUCCAGGAAGGAGGACUAUGAGAAAUACAACGCCCCCUGGUUCGGCGCAACGAUCGGUCGCGUAGCGAAUCGUAUCAAAGACGGCAAGAUUAACCAUCUCAACAACAGGGAAUACGAACUCGAAAAAAACAAUGGACCCAAUGCAUUGCAUGGGGGUAGUAUGGGAUGGGGACGACGCGACUUUGAAGGACCGAUCUUGAUACAGCGCAACGGUCAAGAUGCCUUGCUAUUUACCUACAGAAGCGAGCACCUCGAAGCUGGAUACCCCGGUACAGUUGAUUUGAAAGUCUUCUAUACGACAGGCAAGGAGGUGGAAGGGAACGUCACUCGCACGGUGCUUACUAUGGAGUACGAAGCGGAAUUGGUAGGGGACGAGUGCGAGGAGACGGUUGUCAAUGUGACCAAUCAUAGCUAUUUUAACCUAAGUGGCGACGAGACUGUGCAAGGAACCUCGGCAAAACUCUCAACCCAGGACUACCUUCCUCUGGACAGCACCGGCAUCCCGUCUGGCACGAUCCAACCGUACCCUCGCAGAGUAACCGAACCCUUCGCCAUCGGACCGAACGAACCCCCCUUUGAUGAUGUUUUCGUCAUGGACCGUGAUGUCUCCGGGAUUCGUCUGGACACUCGCGAGCAGCCACUCCGACUUCUGGCCGAAUUCCAUCACCCGGGAUCGCAGAUGAAUCUGCUGGUUCACAGUACCGAGCCGGCGUUCCAGUUCUACACCGGCCAUGGCAACGAUGUCCCUGCAGUGGGAGGGAACCCUAGACGGGGACGGUUCUCAGGUUUUUGCAUCGAACCCAGUCGCUUUGUCAAUGCGAUCAACGAGCCUGAUUGGCGCCAUAUGGUUGUGCUGAAAAAGGGACAGAGAUAUGGAAGCAAGAUCGUGUACAAGGCCUGGAAAAGUCCGCAGUAG